CCGAACGUUGCUGGAACGUUUUUCUGUUGGGAACAUCAACAUAUUGUCACCGUUGCUAAGUUGUUGUAAUGGCGGCUCCCGGCAAGCAUCGAUCGAAUGCAACAGAUUCUGAGACUGUUGCGAAAAAGAAACGUUUUCCUGGUCAUUGGAGCCAGGGAUUAUUGUCUUCCAUGGAAAACCCAGAGUUACGUGUAGACAGCGAUGACCAGGCUGUAGUUAUAAAAGAUAAAUACCCAAAGGCUAAAUAUCAUUUCCUAGUUCUUCCAAAAAUGAAGAUUUCAAAUUUGAAGUCUGUUACCGGAGAUCAUGUCAGUCUUCUCAAACAUAUGCAUAAAAUGGGAAGUAAGAUAGCCAAAAGGAGUGAUGAAAAUCUCAAGUUUAAGAUGGGAUACCACAGCAUCCCUAGCAUGGGCCAGCUCCAUCUUCAUGUGAUCAGUGAAGACUUUUGCAGUCCAUGUUUAAAAACUAAGAAACAUUGGAAUUCUUUCACAACAAGUUAUUUCAUAGACUCAACCGAGGUUAUCGAAACAGUUGAGAAAGAAGGCAAGCUCUCAGUUGAUGAAACAUUAAACCAGAAAUUACUGAAAGAAAAUCUAAGAUGUCAUGUAUGUCACAAGGAGUUCACAACAAUGCCAGCUCUCAAACAACAUAUCACUCAACAUGAUUAUUCCAGCAAAUAAAUCUAGCUUCAUAUAUUUACGUAAUAAAGUAUAUAAAUGUG
Messenger RNA from Octopus sinensis (East Asian common octopus), 721 nucleotides. RefSeq names its product aprataxin. Bases 69 to 680 code for a protein of 203 amino acids. Gene Ontology annotation, cellular component: nucleus. The record is from RefSeq and is a predicted model, not a curated record. Gene Ontology annotation, biological process: single strand break repair; double-strand break repair. Lineage: Eukaryota; Metazoa; Mollusca; Cephalopoda; Octopoda; Octopodidae. The transcript is spliced from 6 exons. Gene Ontology annotation, molecular function: double-stranded RNA binding; single-stranded DNA binding; single-strand break-containing DNA binding.